This is a messenger RNA of Lithohypha guttulata, 732 nucleotides long. RefSeq lists its product as uncharacterized. The transcript has a single exon. The record is from RefSeq and is a predicted model, not a curated record. Bases 1 to 732 code for a protein of 243 amino acids. Lineage: Eukaryota; Fungi; Ascomycota; Eurotiomycetes; Chaetothyriales; Trichomeriaceae.
AUGCCUCGAAAUCAACCACAAACCCAUGCUGGUCUGAAGAAACACGAUCAUGGCUUCACACUUCCCAAUGGCAGCCGGGUUUCACACCAGGCAGGCAGCGUCACAAAAACGCCUUUCACCGACCUUGGGUUUCCCGUAGACAUGCACGAACUCACGGCGAAUGCCUCAACAACACUUGACCCGGACACUCAACGACCUAUCACUUUUGCAGGUCAACUCGGUCUGAUUGACUUCGACACUAGCGUUCGAUUACCAAGGCACGUACAUAUCGCGCCACCAGAUGAGAAGGAUCCAUCGAAACAAAGGUUUGUCGCUGAACGAAUCCUCGUCCUCCAAGGUACAGCUUUGACAGAGCUAAAUGGUGAAAUCUAUGUCAUCCCUCCUCGUACUCUUGUGACUAUCGCUCCUGGUGUUCCUCAUACCUGGACUGCAUGUCCUGCAGGAGUAUCGCCAGCCACGGCUUUUCCAGAAUAUGACGCCGAUAUGCUUACGGAUAUGGAUGCUGUGGUCAGCGAAGGUCGAUUUCUUAUGGUCUAUGAAUAUGAAGAAGAGACAGGCUUCUUCCCAACUGCACAGACUGAUACACUCCAGGAUGUGCAGCAGUAUGUGAGAGCCCAAGAGGCAGAGCUAGAAGAACUAAGAUUUCCCAGUCUUAGUGCCCAGGAGGUGCUGGAAAGAGGCUGGAUUGUGUGGGGCGGAGAAUGCAGAAGAAUAGGAAGUGCCCAAAAAUAG